Messenger RNA from Zasmidium cellare ATCC 36951, 1713 nucleotides. RefSeq lists its product as uncharacterized. The record is from RefSeq and is a predicted model, not a curated record. NCBI's taxonomy places the organism in Eukaryota, Fungi, Ascomycota, Dothideomycetes, Mycosphaerellales, Mycosphaerellaceae. Bases 1 to 1713 code for a protein of 570 amino acids. The transcript has 7 exons. Gene Ontology annotation, biological process: transmembrane transport; carbohydrate transport. Gene Ontology annotation, cellular component: membrane. Gene Ontology annotation, molecular function: carbohydrate:proton symporter activity.
AUGGCUCCAGUGGGAGGUGCCUCGCAGUUCGACCAAGCGGCCUUGCAACGUCGUCAGGCUCUCCAGGGCUCGUCUGGUCCAGCGGCUCUCGUUAAAAAUGCUAGAGUAUUUGGCAUUGCGUGUUUUGCAUGCUUGGGAGGUUUGCUCUAUGGUUAUAAUCAAGGAGUCUUCUCCGGAGUCCUGACCAUGACCUCGUUCGACAACCAUAUGGGAGUCUGGGUCUCCGACUCGAGCAAGAAAGGCUGGUUGACGGCAAUUCUGGAGCUUGGAGCCUGGAUCGGUACACUAUACUCCGGUUUCCUCGCGGAGAUCAUCUCUCGCAAAUACGCCAUCCUCGUCAACGUCGGCGUCUUCAUCAUUGGUGUCAUCGUGCAAUGCACUGCAGUGACUGGUGUCGGUGCAAGCGCGAUCCUUGGUGGACGAUUCGUCACUGGUAUGGGCGUUGGUUCGUUGAGUAUGAUCGUGCCCAUGUACAACGCCGAGGUCGCUCCUCCUGAAGUUCGUGGUGCUCUGGUCGGUCUUCAGCAGCUGGCUAUUACGACUGGUAUCAUGAUCAGUUUCUGGAUCGACUAUGGAACCAAUUACAUCGGAGGCACGGGUGAAGGCCAACACGACGCUGCCUGGUUGGUGCCUCUUGCCCUGCAGCUGGCCCCAGCUGUUCUCCUCGGGGUGGGCAUGAUCUUCAUGCCCUUCAGCCCUCGCUGGCUCGAGCACCACGGCCGCGAGACCGAGGCGAGGAAAACGCUCGCAAGUCUUCGCGGACUCUCACAAGACCAUGAACUCGUCGAGUUGGAAUACCUGGAGAUCAAGGCCCAGUCGCUGUUCGAGAAGCGUUCGACCGCCGAACGUUUCCCAGAUUUGGCCGAUGGGUCUGCUUGGAGCACCGUCAAGCUGCAGUUCAUUGCUGUUGGAUCACUUUUCAGGACGAUGCCAAUGUUCCGUCGUGUCAUUCUUGCUACUGUGACCAUGUUCUUCCAGCAGUGGACCGGGAUCAACGCUAUCCUUUACUACGCGCCUCAAAUUUUCAAGGGCCUGGGGUUAUCAUCGAACACAACCUCUCUACUUGCCACUGGUGUCGUGGGUAUUGCCAUGUGGCUUGCAACAUUCCCAGCAGUAGCCUACGUCGACAAGCUCGGACGAAAGCCAAUCCUCGUCUCAGGGGCCAUCGGCAUGGCAACCUGCCACAUCAUUAUCGCCGUCAUCGUGGCCAAGAACCAAGAUUCAUGGGCAUCCCAUUCUGCCGCCGGCUGGGCUGCCGUAGCGAUGGUCUGGUUGUUCGUGGUGUUCUUCGGGUACUCAUGGGGUCCGUGCGCUUGGAUUGUUAUUGCUGAAAUUUGGCCAAUUUCGCAACGACCUUAUGGAAUCGCCCUUGGAGCUUCAUCUAACUGGAUGAACAACUUUAUUGUGGGGCAGGUAACCCCGGACAUGCUCACUGGAAUGACUUACGGCACGUACAUCCUCUUCGGACUACUGACAUUCGGCGGAGCAUUCUUCAUUUGGUGGUUCUUCCCAGAAACCAAAGGCCUAUCCCUCGAAGAAAUGGACGUACUGUUCGGCUCCAUUGGAUUCGCUGCCGCAGACGCCGAACGUAUGCGUGAGAUCAACCGCGAGAUCGGUCUGGAGGAGGUCGUGCGUAGCGGCAGUACUGUCGAUGCCGUUGAUGUGUUCGAUGAGAAGAAGGGGGCUAAGCACCAGGAGACUGAGAGUCAGUAA